Molecule: messenger RNA, 1427 nt
Organism: Drosophila bipectinata
Lineage: Eukaryota; Metazoa; Arthropoda; Insecta; Diptera; Drosophilidae
Biological process (GO): cytoskeleton organization
Molecular function (GO): protein binding
Source: RefSeq, a predicted model, not a curated record
AGAGUAAUUUCCCAAAAAUUUAACUUUUCAGUCAAGACACCAAGCAGAAAAUAUGGUCAACCGUCUAAGUGAACAGCUGGUUGAGGCCAAGGCCAAAUGCUCUGAUUUUCGCAAUGCCGUCAAACUGAAUGUGUGGGGCAGCGACCUGGACGACAUAUCAAUCUGCCUCCAGAUGCCGCGCUUGGAAGUGCUGGCCCUGAGCGUCAACAAGAUCAACUCGCUGAGUUCCUUGCAGAACUGCCAUCGUCUCAAGGAGCUGUACUUGCGAAAGAAUGCUAUCGCAAGCUUUGAUGAAUUGAAUUAUUUAAAGAACGCUCAUGACUUGUCCUCCCUCUGGUUGGAGGGCAAUCCGUGUUCCGAUGCAGCUGGCGGCCACUACCGCGCCAACGUUCUGCGCAAGCUGCCCCAACUAAAGAAGCUUGACGAUGUGGAUGUCCUCGAUCAGGAGCUGCAGGCUGCCCUUCGCCAUGAGUAUUACCCUGAGCCGAAAAGCAACACCGGUGUAACGCCAGUGCCCGAGCCGCCGAACAGUCCCAAGCUCAAGGCUCGCCGGGAGCGUCUCGAGCGGGAGCGCGAAUACGAACGCGAGAUGGAACGAGAGCGCGAGAGGGACCAGGAGCGGGAGCGCGAACUAGAGCGCAACCGAGACCGCAGCCGGGAAAUGACUGAAAUGGCGGAGCUUGAACGUGAGCCUUAUGCAGAUUCGCCAGCUGGCUCGCCCCGGAGUCGCCGAUCACCAGUCCCAGAGGCACGCUUCACACAGACUGAAGUCCAUAGUCCGCCUAACCGCAGAGCCGGUUCUGCCCUCGACUCCUCGGAGGCCUCACAGAGUCUAAACAACGACCAUGUGCGCCGAUGCAUACCGCCCAACUUUCAUUCCAACCAGAUGAGCCCCCGUUCUGCGGCUGCGUCGGUGUCUUCGGCCGCAUCCACUGCAGCUCCUGCUACCAUCGGACAACAGUACUACCGUAAUACCGUCUCGGACAUGGCCACCGUUGGGCACCCUGACCGUCUGAUUGACAGUCGUCCUUACGAUAUGGUGGCCAGUGUCUCGCCGCAGACUCCCAGUCCACUGGGAGUCCCCUAUUAUGCGGGUUUUGGACUGGGCGGCGGGGCAAUGGGAGCCGGCAGCCAUGGCAACUCGCCCGGCACCACAGAGCAUCAACGCCAUUCGCGCAUGAACGACAAUCUGCUGCGAGCCACUAUGAUCCUCAUUAAUGAAAUGGACGGGCCCACUCUAGAGGCCCUCAGCCGCGCCAUCCACGAUCAUGUGGCAAGCCAGUCGAUGCGAUACUAGCUGACUACAAGAGACCCGAAUAACAACGUUACACUAGCAAUGCGCCUUAUAGCAUGACCUCCGAAGCUGCAACAUUAGGACACAAACCAUCCUAUAUUCUAUAAAAGCCGAUAACUUCAGCGCCAAUCUU